Molecule: messenger RNA, 1248 nt
Organism: Auanema sp. JU1783
Lineage: Eukaryota; Metazoa; Nematoda; Chromadorea; Rhabditida; Rhabditidae
Source: the annotation of a GenBank genome assembly
AUGAGAAGUUCAAAUAAUUCUGCAAGCAGGGAAGAGGAUCCUAGUGUCAGGCGGGACAGAAUCCUACGACAGAAUGAGAAUUUCCAUAGAUUGGUAUACGAAGAAUGGAGAGAACCCAAAAGAGAGGCGUAUUCAAAUGUUAAAUGCGAGACAAGUGAAUAUCCCAGGCUGUGGGAGUUACAAGAUCAAAGGGACUCUGACCCAGAAUAUAUUACUAAGCAGUGUCAAAGUAUCGCCUUCAUAGGAUUAGAUAGUUCACUAACAAAACUUGACGAGAUCAUUCUGCAUGUAAUUCAAAAAGUUUCCGAAGAAAGAGAUGCUGUGUUACCGUUUUUAACUUACAGUGAUAUGUACCCCUUUAUUCUCAACGAAGAUGACUAUCCAAUCGGGUUGAAAAUACGUCAGCCUGGUAGGUUAUUGAGACCUGUCCUAGUCGAGGGAUGUUCUGCUUCAUUCUCAUUGGAUUCUUCCUACAAGCCUUGUUUCCUUCAUGAUUUGAAAAUGUAUGAUUCAACGAGAAAACUGUGUGUUCGUCGACUACUACAAGUUGUUAUGCACUUUACCCUUCGAGGACACAUGGUCAAAGUCCUACUGCCUACAUACUAUGAGGAGCCUUACUUCAAAAAACUAAAACAAGCUCCUAUGGUUGAUGAUGUUGCUAUGUAUGAGAGCUUGAAAAAUCUCGGACUGAUAGAGUUUGUUACUUUAGAGGAGUCGAGUUCCGCAUACAUAGAUAAGUGCAAGAAGAUGGUUGACGAGAUAAAGGCUUGUUUUGUUUUCCGACCGGAUGUUGAUGACCAGUACGCUCGUAGAUUCGCAAGUGCGUUUUUGGAUAGAGACACCUCUCAAGAAGAAACUCCCAUAGAUCCGAGUACUACCCCGUGCAGUAAACGUGUGGUGACGGCUAAUUUCAUGACAGUUUUGGACACUUUGGUCUUCCAUGAUUCUUUCUCGACAAUCAUUGAAGAGAAUAUGGAAGCGGAUGGGACAAACAAGACUCACUUGCAUAUCAAUCAAAGAAUCAUUCUCGAAUAUACAGAAGAGGCUUAUGAAUUGCCCAUGGCGGAGGUUAGAGAGAAGCAUCAGCUGAGAUUUUCUGAUCAAGUUCAUUUGUUGCUGCAGCUAGUACAACUAACUUGUUUCGCACCAGAUAUCAUUCGGGUCGUCCAAUUAAUAAUGGGAUUAGCCGUCAAAGGAGACGUCAGAAAAACCGAGGUCGAGGAGUUCACUAAGAAGUAUCUGAUUUGA